This is a messenger RNA of Miscanthus lutarioriparius, 807 nucleotides long. The record is from the annotation of a GenBank genome assembly. Lineage: Eukaryota; Viridiplantae; Streptophyta; Magnoliopsida; Poales; Poaceae.
AUGGUCGCCGCAUCACCGGACUCCGGCGACCUUAUUGAGGUGGAGCCGGCGAGGCCGGGAUCUCCGGUUACCGUGGUGACCAUCAACCGGCCGGCGGCGCUCAACGCGCUGACGAAGCCCAUGAUGAUCUCCCUGGCGGCUGCGUUCCGGCGGCUGGGCGCCGACGACGCCGUGGCAGCGGUGGUGCUUGCGGGCCGCGGUCGCGCGUUCUGCUCCGGGGUGGACCUGACGGCGGCGGAGGAGGUGUUCAAGGGCGACGUGAAGGACGUCGCCACUGACCCCGUCGCGCAGAUGGAGCUCUGCCGGAAGCCCAUCGUCGGCGCCAUCGCCGGGUUCGCCGUCACCGCCGGGUUCGAGAUCGCCCUAGCUUGCGACAUCCUCGUCGCCGGACGCUCCGCCAAGUUCCUGGACACCCACGCCAAGUUUGGGAUAUUUCCUUCUUGGGGUCUUUCACAGAAGCUUUCUCGCAUCAUUGGGCCGAACAGAGCAAGGGAAGUGUCACUAACUUGCAUGCCUGUUACUGCUGAAAUGGCAGAGAGGUGGGGGCUUGUUAACCACGUCGUGGAUGACAAUGAGGUGCUGAGUAAGGCAAUAGAGGUUGCCGAGGCUAUUGCGAGGAACAACCGCAAAUUAGUUGUAUUAUACAAAUCGGUUAUAAAUGAUGGGUUUAAGCUGGAUUUGGAACAUGCUCAAGCACUUGAGAAGGAAAGAGGUCACAACUAUUACAAUGGAAUGACAAAGGAGCAAUUCGCGAAUAUGCAGAAAUUCAUCCAGGGCAGGAGUUCUAAAACACCAUCAAAGCUGUAG